Molecule: messenger RNA, 3342 nt
Organism: Impatiens glandulifera
Lineage: Eukaryota; Viridiplantae; Streptophyta; Magnoliopsida; Ericales; Balsaminaceae
Product: WD repeat-containing protein 44-like
Exons: 7
Coding region: 313-2970 (885 amino acids)
Molecular function (GO): protein binding
Source: RefSeq, a predicted model, not a curated record
CCACCCUUGGGGGCACAACAAAGUUGGCUCCUCCUCCUCCGUCUUCCUCAAGCCUGCAACUUUCAUAGGGCUUCGUUUUCUCUCUGAUCCCCAUCAUCAUUCCAAAUGAUUUCCCACAUCGGGUUCAUUUCAAUCAUCAAUUUUCUUCUCCAAUCUCUUCAAAUUCCCUCCACUUCUCAUUUCUCUUUCUAUCUCCCCUGAUAACUCUCGCCGGCACCGGAUUUACUUACCCAAAGAGGAACUGAACUGGGAAGGAGCGAGAGAAAUACUUCUGUUCCGUGCAUUUUCAUUUCAGAUGGGAAUGUCCGAACGAUGAGCAGAGCCGAGGACGAAGAACAAGAAGAGGAACGUUUCUACGAAUCACUUGAUCGUAUCCUUUCUUCAACUUGUUCAUCUUCUUGUACUUCAUCAUCUGCUGAAGAAGAGGACGUUAGAGAUUCUAAUUCAAGCCCAGUUUCCCAUAAUUAUGCUCCUGAUUUCCCGUUGCCAAUCCCUAGAUUUCCGAUGGGUGUUUCAAAUAACUACGAUGUAUGGAUCUCUGAACCUUCCUCCAUAGAAGAACGCCGGCUACGACUCCUCCACCACUUGGGUCUUAGCCACGACCCUCUUUUAUCUCGUCGGAGUUCAUCUCUUUCCUCGGCAUCCGGCGGCAGCUGUCUCGGAGAUUUUGGUAGAUCGGUGUCUUCGGAUCAGUUAAGUAAUAGUCGACAAAAUGGCGUGGUUUCUUGCAGCUAUUCCAACUCCUUUAUUGUCCGGUCCAAGUCCGACAGCUCGACGGAUCAUCGUUCCUUACACGAUCAUUACAUUCCAAAUUCAUCCCUCGAUUCCCCUCACAUUCCUCUAGUUACUUCAGUUUCACCGUCUUCUAUUGCUACUGGCAGCCAAUUUGUAAAUAAACGCAGCAUUUUACUGAAUAAACCACCUACUGGUAAGGAUGGUAGGAGCGGGGAAGAAAUUCGAAGCCAUUCUAUUAGCUCUAACAUUAAUACCGAUUCUGGUUAUUGUUUUACAGUUGAAAAGGGUAGUAAUGGAGAGUUAGAUCGGGAUGAUGAAUGUCGAAUUAAGGAUCUCGACAAUGGGAAGGAAUUUGUUGUAAAUGAGUUUCGAGAAGAUGGUAUGUGGGAUAAUUUGAAGGAAGUUGGCACUGGAAGACAGCUAACAAUGGAGGAAUUUGAGAUGUCUGUUGGGCAUUCACCUAUUGUGCAAGAACUGAUGAGAAGGCAGAAUGUGGAGAAUCUGAAUAAAGAUGAUGAUAUGAUUGAUCACAACUGUGAGAAUGGAAGUUCAGAUAUUGGUUUAAGAUCGAGGAAGAAAGGAGGACAUUGGUUAAAGAGCAUAAGGCAUGUGGCAAGUGCUAUUAGAAGAAACAGCGAUGAACGAGAUACCUCAUCGGAGAAAGGUGGUAGAAGGUCAAGCUCUGCAACCGACGAUAGUCAAGAUUGUUCAUUUCAUGGUCCUGAAAGAGUCCGUGUUCGACAGUAUGGGAAAUCAUGCAAAGAGCUUAAUGGCUUGUACAAGAACCAGGAGAUACAAGCUCAUACUGGUUCCAUUUGGACAAUCAAAUUUAGCUUGGAUGGGAAGUACCUCGCCAGUGCAGGAGAGGAUUGCAUCAUUCAUGUGUGGCAGGUAGUUAAAACCGAGAGGAAAGGAAGUCUGUUGAUGGAAAAUUUUGAAGAUGGGAAUCUUAACUUAUUGCUUGUUGCCAGUGGGUCACCAGAACCAACAACUGUAAUGUCUCCAAAAAUCGAAGGAAAUAAGAAGAAGAAGAGAAGGGGGAGGUUAUCCAUCAGUCAGAAAUCCAUUAAUCUCGACCCUAUUCUUGUGCCAGAGACGAUAUUUGGAUUAUCAGAUAAGCCUAUUUUUUCGUUCAAAGGCCAUUUGGAUGACGUGCUUGACCUGUCAUGGUCCAAGUCUAAGCAAUUGCUCUCAUCUUCAAUGGACAAAACUGUUAGACUUUGGGAUUUGUACAGCAAGUCAUGCUUGAAGAUCUUCUCACACAGUGAUUAUGUGACGUGCAUCCAGUUUAACCCUGUUGACGAGAAUUAUUUCAUAAGCGGGUCCUUGGAUGCUAAAGUCCGGAUAUGGAGUGUCCCUGAUCGCCGAGUUGUUGAUUGGAGCGAUCUGCACGAAAUGGUUACUGCUGCUUGUUAUACGCCAGAUGGACAGGGUGCAUUGGUUGGUUCCUACAAAGGUAGUUGUCGUCUAUAUAACACCUCAGAUAACAAAUUGCAACAAAAAACUCAAAUCAAUCUGCAGAAUAAGAAAAAGAAAUCUCAUCACAAGAAAAUCACAGGUUUUCAGUUUGUACCGGGAAGCUCCUCAGAAGUCCUCGUCACAUCUUCUGACUCGCGAAUACGUGUCAUUGAUGGUGUUGAUUUUGUUCACAAGUUCAAAGGGUUCCGCAACACAAACAGCCAAAUGUCAGCUUCCCUAACAGCAAGUGGGAAGUAUGUAGUUUGUGCAAGCGAGGACUCUAAUGUGUAUAUCUGGAAACAAGAAGAGGAUCAGUCUCGACCCACUCAUCGAAACAAAGGAAUCACUGUUGCAAGAGCUUACGAGCAUUUCCAUUGUCAAGAUGUCUCGGUUGCCCUUCCCUGGCCAGGGAUGUCUGAUUCGUGGACAUUGGAGGACACUUGUUCCAUACAACAUAAUAAUAAUAGUAAUAGUCAUCAUUUCGAUGAUAUGUCUGCAGCUAAUCAUCAUCCUCCCACCCCAGUCGAUGGGUGCACUAGCAGUCUAGUCAAUGGAAUCAUCUCAAAUGCUUCAAACGGUUACUUCUUCGAUAGAAUAUCCGCAACAUGGCCAGAGGAAAAGCUUUACAAAAAUAGGCAUAGCCCGCGAGUCAGCAUGGAUUUCUCCAAUGGAUUCACCCAAAACAACAAGUCUGCCUGGGGAAUGGUAAUUGUAACUGCUGGUCUUCGCGGCGAAAUCAGAACUUAUCAAAAUUUCGGAUUGCCAUUUGGGAUAUAGUGAUGAACAUCUUCUAAGGUGGUGUUUCCACUGAAAGAAGAAGAAAAAAACAAAUGUUGGGUUUGUAGAGUUGUUAAUGGUUAGUUUGCAAAUUAGUAGCGAUUCUUUUACUACUACGAUUCUUCUUCGACAAGACAAUGUUGAAUCCGGCAAUCAAUCUUUUGCCAUGAGAUUGUACUAUUUGUAUCCAUUACAAGAAUAUGUAUAGAUGGCCAGCCAGCCUGCCCCAGAGUUUGUUUAAUUACAUAUAUAUAUUUAUUUUUUAACCUCAGUAAUUAGUAGGAAUAUGUUCUUGAAUUGUAAUAAUCCAAGUUAAAAGAAACUGUUUAGCAUAAAAGUAUAGAGCAUUCAUCUUAAGUUUGAAGAUACCAA